Messenger RNA from Ornithorhynchus anatinus (platypus), 936 nucleotides. RefSeq names its product olfactory receptor 1G1-like. The coding region runs from base 1 to 936 and encodes 311 amino acids. Gene Ontology annotation, cellular component: membrane. Gene Ontology annotation, molecular function: G protein-coupled receptor activity; olfactory receptor activity. Gene Ontology annotation, biological process: G protein-coupled receptor signaling pathway. The transcript has a single exon. The record is from RefSeq and is a predicted model, not a curated record. Lineage: Eukaryota; Metazoa; Chordata; Mammalia; Monotremata; Ornithorhynchidae.
AUGGAAAGGGGAAACCACACUAGCUCUGAGUUCCUCCUUUUAGGAUUUUCUGGCAAUUCGGAGCAGCAACAGUUCACCUUCGGGCUGUUCCUGUGGAUGUACUUGACUGGGUUGUUAGGAAAUCUGCUCAUCAUCCUGACCAUCAGAUCUGUCUCGCAUCUGCACACCCCCAUGUAUUUCUUCCUGAGCCACCUGUCCUUCGUCGAUCUCUGCCUCACGACCACCACGGUCCCCAAGAUGCUGUUCAACAUCCAGACCCGGAAGAAAACCAUCUCUUACGCCGGCUGCCUGAGCCAGAUGUACUUCUUCAUUUUUCUUGGACUGAUGGACAGUUUCCUCCUGACGGUAAUGGCGUAUGACCGCUACGAGGCCAUCUGCCACCCUUUACAUUACUCUCUGAUCAUGAGCCCCCAGCUCUGUGUCUUCCUGGUGGCCGGGGCCUGGUUUAUCACUUUUCUCCAUGCCCUGUUGCACACUGUCCUGACCGCUCAGCUCUCUUUCUGUGGAGACAACAAAAUCCCUCACUUCUAUUGUGAUCUCACCGCCCUGCUCGAGCUUUCCUGCUCUGACACCACCACUAAUGAGGUGGUGAUUUUCACGGUAGCUGGACUGCUAGGAAUAGCUCCUCCAAUGUGUAUCCUUGCUUCCUACGCCUGCAUCGUCUCUGCUCUGCUGAAGCUUCCCUCUGCCAGGAGCAAGAGGAGAGCCUUCUCCACCUGCAGUUCUCACUUCACUGUGGUCACGCUGUUCUAUGGUGCUGGCCUGGGGGUGCAUUUCCAUCCCACAUCCUCCCACUCCAAGUACGAGGACUUAGUAGCAUCUGUGAUGUACACGGUGGUCACUCCCAUGUUGAACCCGCUCAUCUAUAGCCUGAGAAACGAGGACAUGAAGGGGGCCCUGAGAAAACUCUUCUUAGGAAAACAGUCUUUGCUCUAA